Molecule: messenger RNA, 1710 nt
Organism: Taeniopygia guttata (zebra finch)
Lineage: Eukaryota; Metazoa; Chordata; Aves; Passeriformes; Estrildidae
Source: RefSeq, a predicted model, not a curated record
AUGGAGAAAAUCUGGGUCUCUCCAGCAGUGCUCACUCACACUUGCAGUUCCUUUCUCCUACGAACAUUCAGCACCAAGAGCAUUCAGCAGGAACACGUUUCAGUAACUGCCCUGGUUUUCCCCUCAGGUUUCUUGUGGGGUGUGGGAAGUUCUGCCUACCAGACCGAAGGGGCGUGGGACAAGGAUGGCAAAGGGCCGAGCAUCUGGGACGCCUUCACUCACGGCAAAGGGAAGGUGCUGGGGAACGAGACGGGAGAUUCUGCCUGUGAUGGCUACUACAGAGUCAAGGAUGACAUUCAGUUACUGAAGGAGCUGAAGGUCAAUCACUACCUCUUGUCUAUCUCAUGGCCAAGGAUUAUGCCCACAGGCAUCAAAGCUGAGCAACUGAAUGAGAAGGGAAUACAAUUCUACAAUGACACAAUUAACAGUCUUCUGGAAAACAACAUCACCCCUAUUGUGAGCCUCUACCACUGGGAUCUGCCACAGGUUCUCCAAGAAAAGUAUGGUGGCUGGCAGAAUAUAAGCAUGAUUAAUUAUUUUAAUGAUUAUGCAAAUCUGUGUUUUGAGAAGUUUGGUGACCGUGUGAAACACUGGAUUACAUUCAGCAAUCCUUGGGCAGUAGCUGAAAAGGGCUAUGAAACAGGAGAACACGCGCCAGGACUGAAGCUCGGCGGCUGCGGCGCCUACAAGGCUGCUCAUCACAUCAUUAAAACUCAUGCCAAGGUUUGGCACUCCUACAACAGCACCUGGCGAAGGGAGCAGAGAGGGAUGGUUGGAAUUUCCCUAACGAGUGGCUGGGGGGAGCCUGUCGAUCCACACAGCCAAACAGACAGAGAUGCUGCUGAGAGGUACAUCCAGUUCCACCUGGGAUGGUUUGCAAACCCCAUUUACAGAGGGGACUACCCAGAAGUUAUGAAGAAUUAUGUAGGCAGGAAGAGUGCCCAGCAGGGCCUGGGGACAUCAAGAUUACCAACUUUUUCAGUUCAAGAGAAAACCUAUAUUAAAGGCACCUCGGAUUUCCUGGGAAUUGGUCAUUUUACCACUCGUUAUGUUCUGCAGAAGAACUUUCCCUUCCUCCAAGUGUCCAGUUACCACACUGACCAUGACCUGGCUGAACUGGUGGACCCCAACUGGCCAGCUCCAGGCCCUAAGUGGCUCUACUCUGUGCCCUGGGGGUUCAGAAGGUUGCUCAACUUCAUUAAGACCCAGUAUGGGAACCCCCUGAUUUAUGUGACAGAGAAUGGAAUGUCUGAAACUGUGCAGUGCCCUCAGCUGUGUGACGAGUGGAGGAUCCAGUACCUGAAGGGAUACAUCAACGAGAUACUCAAAGCUCUAAAUGAUGGUGUAAAUGUCAAAGGUUACACUGCCUGGUCUCUGCUGGAUAAAUUUGAAUGGAACAAAGGCUUCUCUGAAAGAUUUGGGCUUUACCACAUUGACUUCAAGAACAAGAACAAACCACGGUACCCAAAGGCAUCUGUUGACUACUAUAAAAAGAUUAUCAGUGCAAAUGGAUUCCCAAACCCAAGAGAGGUGGAAAACUGGCAUCAGAAGGCCAUGGACACCUGCUCUGCCACACAACAACACCUUGCUGCAGAUUCCCUGAUUACUCACAUGGAAAUGGUGACAGAGAUUGUUCUUCCUACAGUUUUCACACUCUGCAUUCUCAUCAGUAUUGUCCUCCUCAUAUUCUACCUUCGAAACCACAGCUAA